AUGGUCAUCAUCCGCGCACCCGGGGCAAGGGUCCUCGACGUCUCUGCUGGCGGUGCGCUCAACAAGUGGCAGCAGCAGCAACGGCGCCUGGUGGAGGACGAGGUGGCGCCCGAGUUCGGCGGCCUGCUCGGGACGGGAAACGGCGGCAGCAUCUCCGACGGUGCCUUGAACAAGGACCGGCAAAAUUGCCUGCCGUCCGGCCAGUGCACCAAGCCAGGAGGGUCCUACACCCGGGGGUGCACGUUCAAGGACCACUGCCCCCACACCCCCACUGCCGCCGGGCACGCACGCGCCGUGCAUGGGUGA
Messenger RNA from Miscanthus lutarioriparius, 306 nucleotides. NCBI's taxonomy places the organism in Eukaryota, Viridiplantae, Streptophyta, Magnoliopsida, Poales, Poaceae. The record is from the annotation of a GenBank genome assembly.